GAAGCGUAAAAGGAAAGAAAGGGCGAAGAAGUGCCCUUGCAAAGGCCGCUACGGCAGAGCGUAGGUGAGGCAUCAAACAUCUUCAAACGGCGCCAAAUCUCUUUCAGUUUCACAGUGGGUCAGGCUCAGGCUCAGCAAACAAACCCCCGGCUAAGCCUUAACCGGCUAACCCAACCCCCUCGACAUCCGACCUUAAAACGCCCUCUUCCCCCGUCAUUUUUUCUAAACCCCCCUUAUUAUCGCAAUCCCAUCCCAUUCCCCUCUUCCCAUUUCCCCCCUUCUUCUCUGUCCACUCCCUGUCUCUAUCUCUCUGCUUCCUUCACAAUGGGAAGAUUUGGGGCGGUGCCUUUCAUCGCCUUACUUGUUCUCCUCUGCGGAUCUGUUCCGGUGAGAUCUGAUGGAUCCGACCAUCGCUACAAAGAUGGAGAUCCUGUUCCGCUCUAUGCUAACAAAGUUGGCCCAUUUCAUAAUCCCAGUGAAACUUACCGCUACUUCGAUCUCCCAUUCUGCGUACCAGAUGACGUGAAGGAGAAAAAGGAGGCUCUUGGUGAAGUAUUAAAUGGAGAUCGUUUAGUUAGUGCCCCAUACAAACUUGACUUCUUGCAAGAGAAGGAUUCUUCUAGUGUUUGCCAGAAAAAACUUUCAAAGGAAGACGUUGCUAGAUUUCGUGCUGCGGUAGACAAGGACUACUACUUUCAGAUGUAUUAUGAUGAUUUGCCAAUUUGGGGUUUCAUAGGGAAGGUUGACAAGGAAGGGAAAGAUCCUAGUGAUUUCAAAUAUUACCUAUACAAACAUAUCCAUUUUGAUAUAUUUUAUAACAAGGAUCGGGUUAUUGAAAUAAAUGUCAGAACAGACCCCAAUGCCCUUGUUGAUCUCACAGAGGAUAAGGAAGUUGAUGUUGAAUUUUUAUACACUGUAAAAUGGAAGGAGACAACCACCCCAUUUGAGAAUAGGAUGGAUAAGUACUCCCAGUCAUCGUCACUGCCUCAUCAUUUGGAAAUUCAUUGGUUCUCAAUUAUAAACUCAUGUGUAACUGUCCUCCUCCUUACUGGAUUUCUUGCCACCAUUCUUAUGCGAGUACUGAAAAAUGACUUUGUCAAAUAUGCCCACGAUGAAGAAUCGGCUGAGGACCAGGAAGAGACUGGGUGGAAAUACAUACAUGGUGAUGUAUUUAGGUACCCGAAACACAAGUCUCUUUUUGCAGCUUGUCUUGGUUCUGGUACCCAACUGUUCACACUUACAGUGUUCAUUUUCAUACUUGCGCUUGUUGGAGUGUUUUAUCCGUACAACCGAGGGGCUUUAUUUACUGCACUAGUUGUAAUCUACGCCCUUACAUCUGGGAUUGCUGGCUAUGUCGCAACUUCCUUUUACUGCCAGCUCGAGGGAACAAACUGGGUAAGGAAUCUGCUGUUGACUGGAUGCCUCUUCUGCGGGCCUCUUUUUCUGACAUUUUGCUUUCUAAAUACUGUCGCAAUUGCCUAUACAGCAACUGCGGCCCUUCCUUUUGGUACUAUUGUUGUAAUAGUCCUCAUAUGGACUCUUGUAACAUCACCUUUGCUGGUGUUGGGUGGGAUUGCUGGUAAAAACAGCAAGGCUGAAUUUCAAGCUCCAGUUCGAACCACUAAAUAUCCUAGAGAGAUUCCACCUUUGCCUUGGUACCGUGGGACGAUUCCACAGAUGGCAAUGGCAGGGUUUCUGCCUUUCAGUGCCAUAUAUAUUGAGUUAUACUAUAUAUUUGCCAGCGUGUGGGGUCACAGGAUUUACACCAUAUACAGCAUCUUGUUUAUUGUGUUCAUCAUUCUCCUUAUAGUUACGGCAUUCAUUACUGUGGCAUUAACAUACUUUCAACUUGCUGCCGAGGACCAUGAAUGGUGGUGGAGAUCUUUUCUUUGCGGUGGUUCAACUGGCUUAUUUAUCUACGCUUAUUGUUUGUACUACUACUACGCUCGAUCAGAUAUGUCUGGGUUUAUGCAAACAUCAUUUUUCUUCGGCUACAUGGCUUGUGUCUGCUAUGGCUUCUUCCUGAUGCUUGGAGCUAUUGGUUUUCGAGCAGCUUUGCUUUUUGUGCGCCACAUAUAUCGGUCUAUCAAGUGCGAGUAGUCCUGGGUAUUCAUCACUCAAUACUGAGAAGUCGAGUUGUGUUUCUUUUUCAAAUUCAUAGGUUUCUAUGUAGAAAAGUUACCUGCAGCAGUCCUUUAUUUGUUCUUUUUUGGUGAUAUGUCUUAAAAAGGGAACAGCAAUUUCUUUAGAUAUUAUAUGCUCUAAGAGCAGGGCAGCGGUAUGGUGGCAGGAUGGAUGACCGUGCCAGGCACGAACUUGGGGAACGGAGUUUGUACCAUUACAUUAGUUGCAACACUUUUGUUUUAAUCUGAACUUUGUUCAACA
Messenger RNA from Cucumis melo (muskmelon), 2385 nucleotides. Its product is annotated as transmembrane 9 superfamily member 3. Lineage: Eukaryota; Viridiplantae; Streptophyta; Magnoliopsida; Cucurbitales; Cucurbitaceae. The transcript has 7 exons. The coding region runs from base 325 to 2100 and encodes 591 amino acids. Gene Ontology annotation, biological process: protein localization to membrane. The record is from RefSeq and is a predicted model, not a curated record. Gene Ontology annotation, cellular component: membrane.